Molecule: messenger RNA, 2697 nt
Organism: Drosophila busckii
Lineage: Eukaryota; Metazoa; Arthropoda; Insecta; Diptera; Drosophilidae
Product: sialin
Exons: 7
Coding region: 674-2167 (497 amino acids)
Biological process (GO): monoatomic anion transport; transmembrane transport
Cellular component (GO): plasma membrane
Molecular function (GO): transmembrane transporter activity
Source: RefSeq, a predicted model, not a curated record
GUCAGCAGCAACAGCUAAAGCAGCAGCAGGCAGAACAACAAGCUAAAGCUGAGAGAUAAAAAAGAAGAAAAGAAGCAGACACAGGCACCGCUAUUAAAAUUAGGGGCCACAUCGACAACGCAACCAACUGUUCGAAUUUAUUUCAACAGUAUUAGCCAAAAAAAAAGACGGAAAAUUCAUAAAGCGCAUGCGUUGCUCUCAACAAUUUCUUUUGACUAAAACAAUUACAACAGACUUUUGAAACAGCUGCCUGAAAAACAUUUUCAAAAAUAUUUUGUUUGCCGCUUGACUUAAGACCAGAGAGAUAAAAGAUAAACGCGCGAUACGCUCGCAUUUAAAUAACAGAAAGUACGGUUACGUACAAUUAAUCUGUGUAAAUUUAACAUAAAUUCUGUGACUGUGUACGUCUAGUGUUCUAUAUAUAUAUAUAGCCGCAGCAUCGUUUGCAUAUGUGACAGUGACAUCCUUAAACACACUUUGUAAAUUGUUGAUAAACUUGUGUAAAUUACUAUAAUAGCUGUAAAAUACUUGUUAAUUAUAUAUUCUACGGCACGUUAAUCAGUCAAGUGUGUGUGGUGUACAGCAAAUUGCAUAAUUUGCAUAAGUUGCUGUUCAGUUGGUCAACACACUUGGUAGACGUCAUCUCGCAUCAAGUUCAAGCCCAACCACUAACAUGUCUAAUACGGAGAAACGUGGUCUAUUCGUGCGCAACUUGCUAUCAUGUCGUCAGGUAUUGAGUUUGCUAACCAUGCUCGGCUUCAUGCUGAACUAUGCCCUGAGAGUAAAUCUAACAAUUGCCAUUGUGGACAUGACAGUGCCGUUGCCAAAUAAAACAGCCACCAAUAGCAGCAGCCCCAGCAACACCAACAGCAGCAGCAGCGGGAUAAUGAGCAACACCACCCACGAUGGCGUCGAGGUGUACGAGGAGCGCUUCGCUUGGGACACAUUGCAGCAGAACUAUGUGCUGGGAUGUUUCUUUUGGGGCUAUGUGCUGACUGAACUGCCAGGCGGGCGCUUGGCUGAGCUUAUAGGCGGACGUCGCGUCUUUGGACAUUCCAUGCUGUGGGCAAGCUUGUUGACGCUAAUAACGCCACUGGCGGCUCAUAUAAAUUAUAUUGUGCUGAUUGUGGUGCGUGUUGCUUUGGGCUUUAUGCUGGGCGCCUCCUGGCCAGCUAUACAUCCUGUGGCUGCCGUCUGGAUACCACCAAUGGAGCGCUCCAAGUUCAUGUCCAAUAUGAUGGCUUCCUCACUGGGUGCAGCCAUUACCAUGCCCGUCUGUGGUUAUCUCAUCUCCGUUGCUGGCUGGGCGAGCGUUUUCUAUCUGACUGGUGCCAUUGGUUUGCUUUGGUCGCUGGCCUGGUUCUCGCUUGUCUAUGAGACACCCGCCACACAUCCACGUAUUACAUCCGAGGAGCGACGUGAAAUUGAAGAUGCUAUUGGCACUUCCACCAACAAGAGGCGUCCUAGCUACGUGCCCUGGGGUCAGGUGCUCUGCUCGCCCGCUGUCUGGGCCAUCAUCAUUACACAUGGUCUCUCCGUCUUUGGUUUCUUCACUGUGGUUAAUCAGCUGCCCACAUUUAUGUCCCAGAUUCUGCACUUUGACAUCAAAGAGAAUGGCUUGUUCUCUUCGCUGCCUUACUUGGGCAAGUAUGUGAUGGCUGUGUCCUCCUCCUAUCUGGCUGAUUAUCUGCGUCAGAAGGGCACACUUAGCACCACUGCAACUCGCAAGCUCUUUACCACUUUUGCUCUUGUCACCCCUGGUUUGCUGAUGAUCGCUCAAGUGUUUCUGGGCAUGGAUGCCAUCUGGUCCGUUACCAUAUUCUCCUUGGCCUUGUUUGCUCAUGGCGCUGUUACUGCUGGUUACUUGGGCAAUGGUUUGGAUAUUGCGCCCAACUUUAGUGGCACUAUUUUUGGCAUGGCCAACACUUUGUCCUCCUUUGGUGGCUUCCUCUCUGCCUGGAUGGUGGGCGCUCUAACCGUUAAUGAUAAAUCCUUCCAUCAAUGGCAAAUUGUAUUUUGGAUCUUGGCCGCCUGUUACAUCUCAGCUGCUCUAGUUUUUGUUGUCCUGGGCAGCGGUGAGCUGCAGUCCUGGAACAAUCCACCAGAGCGCAAGAAGAUUAGCGAUGUCUCUCACGAGGAAGGUGUGCCGCUAAAGAAUGAGAAAUAAGCUUUUCCAACCCACCCAACUAUACAAAAACAACUGCACAAGUUAUAGUAGUUUCUACUGCACAUUUGAGAUUUUCUUUAGUUAUAGAGAGAAAGUGAGUUUUCUCUCUCAUAAUCUAAGCACAUUAUGGAAGACAUUAGUUUUACCUAAACUGUAAAGUUUCUAUACAUACACUCACACACAACACACCCUCUACCCCACUUAUUGCUAAAUGACUAUGUAAUCCUGAUAAGUAAUAUUUACUUAGCAUUCAUUUAUUUAAGGCAAGACUUUGAAGCAAAAUAUUUUUGCUUUUCAGCUGCUGCACAACACACACAUUUUACAAUCUAUCUAAUAUUAUAAAUGUAAUGUACAUAGCUUAAUUGAUUCUGUAUGUCAAGUAGACAAUUGAUUUUUGUGCAUCACUUAUUCUGUUUAAUUUAUUAAGUAGAACUAUAUUGCAUAACUAUGUACUCGUAUUAGCUAAACACAUAAAUUGCAUAGCUUAAUUAAGUUAAGUUGAAGAUACAUUAUUAUUUAUGUAAUUAAUU